UUUACCAGCAAGUAUUCCGGAGUUCCAGUAUGAGUUUUCAGGAACAAAUAAUGUCGCAUUACCUAAAAUGGACUGCAGCGACUGUUGGAAAAGUUUUCCGGGGAAAACUGGAUCUUCAAAAUGAAACAACGACAACAACCUAUGAACAAUCGUUGUUUUCCGUACAACUCUCUGAUGAUUUGCAGCCUACAGAACACAUUACCAAACAAUUUAAUGCCCUGUUGCUACCCUACGCUGAGAACUGUUUAAGUUAUCACAGGUUUAUAUCUGUGUUUGGUACUCACUGGAGGGCAGAUGCAGCUUUCGGCGGAAGCAUCGUUAUGGUUACUAAGCACGAUUCUUCAUUUAGGAAGGCCAGAAUUCAACUGCAGCAAGGAGAUCUAAACCUGAACAUGGAUGCGUAUAAAUUUCUACUUCAUCAAACUAAUCCGCAUUUUUCCUCAGAUGCUGUCGAGGAAACAUUCGAAUCUCAUGGAGGCCUGUUUACCCCUGAGACGACACUGGCUGAAUGGAUAAGAACCUUAUCAACCGCGCUAGCCAUUGUCAGCAGUAUCGAUACACCAAUAUCCGAAAUUUUUCGGCAUUAUACACCGGACGAUGCUAAGAUGAUGGCCUUUGCACAAGCCAUGCACGACGAAGAAGCCCACCAUACAAUAAAACGUGCCAUCUCAGUUAUCAAGUCCCUUCAAACUAGUCCUCGUAUUGUCCUCUUAGCUCUGUCAUUCCUUGAAGAAGAACUUGAAUACGUGAGGCCAGCCCAAACUGCCGUCAAAACAUCUAAGUGGAUAUUACGAGAAGCACCAAAAUAUAGUAUAACCCAACUACAAGUAACCAUUCGAAGGAAAAAACUCAAAUUUGAAGGUGAGUUUUACAUCCGGUCAAUUUGGAUUCCAGUUUUCUAUGGCAUCUGCACCAAUGUCAACAAGGGCCAUUUCAAUUCGCACAUGGACAAUAUUGACGCGGCGGAGAUACACAUGCCUGAUCCUUUAAAAUGCUUGGAUCUCUACAAAAACCACAACUGUACUGACCACCUUGCUCGAAUUAAGUCGACUUUUGAACUGGAAAAAAUGCGUGGAUUUUCGUCCUUUACGAUUUGUGACGUUACAGCGCCUUGAGAAACCCAUCAGGAACCACGACCACUGGACCAAUCUGCUAUUUCAUAUUUCCAUGUAUUUGUUAACUAGACGGCCAAUUAUUUGAUAUUCUGAUUU
Folsomia candida is the source of this 1211-nucleotide messenger RNA. RefSeq lists its product as uncharacterized. The record is from RefSeq and is a predicted model, not a curated record. The transcript is spliced from 6 exons. Lineage: Eukaryota; Metazoa; Arthropoda; Collembola; Entomobryomorpha; Isotomidae. Bases 30 to 1115 code for a protein of 361 amino acids.